AUGGAUGCCGCCGCACUUGCAAAUCUCCCUCGGUCUGAACUUGUUCAACUCGCUCGUACCAACGAGAUCGACCCAGAGCUGAAUAACGAAGAAAUAAUCGUCGCUCUUCUUACCCGAUUCCCAUUGGGUGUUGUUCCGUAUCUUGUUCAUAGUCGACGAAAUUCCUCUAUUUCGAGGUUCGUUGGACGAUUCAGGAACGCCUUGAAAACUGUCCGGCUUGGGUCGCGCAUCAAAUCGACGCCACUUGAGAGCGAACCAAUGUCUAUGGCUGCCUCCGUCGAAGCUGUCUACGAUAACCAAUCUGUCCGAGAUGAUGGGUGGUCGACUAGUGCAGAGAUUUCCCAUGCAAUUCCAACAAUUGUGGAGGACGACGCGAAUCCGGAAGAUGUACAACGGUUGAUGGCUCAGAUGGUCAAACUCUCGGCACAAAACAAAUCGUAUCUAGCCAGGGCUGCUGCUGUCAAAGCUGAAGCAGAUCGUCUCAAUAAGCUUGCCGCAGAAACGAAACGCCAGCUUAUCGUUGAACAAACUCGUCGGCAGCGAGUCGAAGACUACUACAAGUAUUGGAGAGCAAUGGAUGCAGAGUGGUCACACACAGCUAUUUGGGACAGUCAAAUCACUGUCGUUCCAGUAACUGCGCGUAUUCCAGGGGUCAAAGGGUCGUAUGUGAUUGAGAUGGAGGUGACGGAGUCAGACGACGAAAGAUUGCAAAAACAGUGGACAUAUCACCACAAAUAUUUCAAGCGCAGGAGGAGGGAGGCAAGGGGGCGGAAAGCAGAGCAGCGCAAUAUUCCGGUCGACAUGGUUUCGGACGUAGAGACGGCCUCUGAUGAGGAGGAAUUCCGUCAUCCAUUUGUUCUUACAGAUGCUGACGGAGAUCAAGGCGUUUCCGACUCGGAACGAUAUGUCUACCCCAUGAUGAACGAAGGCGAAGGGAUGUACUUGUUUCCGCCGGAGACUAUCGUAAUCAAGCAGCACGGAAGCCGCAAACGAAGGUUGGAGGACGGAGAAGGCCGCCAAGAGAAGCGGGCUCGAAGGACACAGGAGUCUGUGACAAUCCAGGGACUGCGGGAGGGCGAAACCGAAUUGGAUCGUGAUGUCCGCAUUCUGGAUGCUUUGAAUGUGGAUGAGAGGCACGAAUUGCGAGCUACGGGGCUUGAACGAGUGGGUGGUUGCCUCGAACUCCUACAGCCAUCUCGCUUUUCCGGGUCUUCGGGCUACGCGCAAGGAGCGACGUUGCACGUGAACGGCCGUUUUAGCAUGAACGGCUAUUCGUCGUUUGCCCAGCAGGGGGUCGUAAAUCCAGCAAUGCUGGCUCAAUAUCCAGGCGGUGGCGGUGGUCAACCUCAGUCACCCUUUGGCGCAAUGUCUCCCGCCCAACUUCUCAAUGGCAUGAGCCCAGUCGUACACCAACCCGUUAACACUAUUCCGCCUCAGAUUAUGCAAGUUCUUAGCGCGAAUGGUUAUACGACCGAAUCCUUGAGCAAUAUGGCCCCUGCGGACCGUAACGCCCUCUUUCGACAGGCUGCAAAUGCCUUCCGCCAACAACAACAACAACAUCAGCAGCAGCAGCAGCACCACCAACAACAACACCCACAACAUGACUUUGAGUCUUCCAACAUGCAAAAUGGGUUCAACAAGCCCGUUCCUCCCCAAUUUGGCCCUGGAUUCUCCCAACAACCCCAGCAGCCAUUCAAUAGACCAGUGGAUUCUCCCCAGGUUUUGCGGUCCAACUCAAUGGGUCCACCACCACCAGUCAUUCGCUCAAACUCUGCCGCAUCCUUAUCCGACUUUGGUGCGCCUCCCAAUCCAGCGCGGGCGCCCUCCUUUGGGCCACAAACGCCACAACGCCAACCCAGUAUCCCCCGUUCAGUUUCUCCAGUCAAACGCGAACAGACUACCCCAGCUCCAGCGCCAGCGCCUCCCGCCUCUUUCCUCGCACCUCAGCCUGGCCCCUCAGUCCCACGAGUCCGUGCUGGUGACCGUGUAACAGCGGUGCCUCUGUCGACUUCGAUGACCACAAUACCGCCGCUGAGUGCAGAAGACAUCAGCCAGGUCAAGGAGUGGAUGAAAGCGGACCAGGCUUAUGACCUGAUCCUCCGUGAUUCCAAAACACACAUGGGCGCUGAGUUGCGCGAUGCUGUUGGCCCACCGGCGGUGGGCUGGUGGGAGCGUGGGGCGAGGGUCUCGAACGGGAGUCGUUUCAUCGUUGGGCGGGAAGGUUUUGAGAUAAAAUGGCCAUACAAAAAGAAGGAGCGUGACGGGAGGAGGAAGCACAAACGAGAAGGCAUAAAACUACCGAGCAAGCUACGGCCAGACGAUGCCACUCGACCUGAAGAGCUUGUGCCCAUUCGACUCGAGUUCGAUUACGAACACCACAAAGUUCGGGACACGUUUGUUUGGGAUAUGAAUGCGACUAUUGGUCCAGAGGACUUUGCCCAGUCAAUGAUUGAGGACUACAGUCUCCCUACAUUGUACCACGGUAUCAUUGUCAAGUCCAUCCAAGACCAGCUGAGCGAUUACCGUGCGCAUUCCUCAAAAUAUGACGGAGACUCGUGGGAUAUUGUGGAGAAGGAGAGAGAUACCCUUGGCGCUGGCAAGCUGGACGAGGACAGCGCGGCGUUUUGGGAAAACUGGCGAAAUCGUUUACGAAAGGACUUCAUCACAAGUCGAGCUGAGCGCACCAAAGGAAGAAAACGCCGUAAGGUCAUAGCAGAGGACGACGGGGUUGAGCCGCCCAAGGCUCUCGAUGAAUUCACCCUCAACAUGAAAACCAUGCGAGAAGAUACUCGAAUAGUUAUUCGGCUGGAUAUCACUGUUGGGUCCAUUAAGCUGGACGAUCAGUUCGAAUGGGAUUUAGACAACGACGAUGCAUCCCCAGAAGCAUUUGCAGAGCUUCAUGCUCAAGAGUUGGGCUUGGGUGGUGAAUUCAAAACUGCAAUUGCACACUCGAUAAGAGAGCAGCUGCACGCUCACCAAAAAUCUAUAUUCCUCGUGGGCCCACAAGACGAAGAUCUCCGUCAUUCCUUCCUUCCCACUCUAACGACCGGUGCUCGUGCAAUGGACCAAGUCCAAUCUUUCACGCCUCUUCUCAACUACCUCAGUGAUGGCGAGCUCGAACGCAAUGAGAAAGAACGCGACAAAGAUUUCAACAAACGAAAGAAACGAGGGCGAGGAGGACGACGAGGUGUGGUUUUACCUGACCGGGAACCUAUACGGACGUGUCGAACACCCGCUAUCGGCUUUCCAGAGGCAGAUCCGGCCACUGUUGCGGCUGCGGCUGCAGUUAAUGCUCCAGUUUCCCGUCGGGCUGCUGCUGCUGCUGCUUCAGUCACGAUCGCCAACCUUGUCGCCUCUGAAAAUGGAGGACCUGCGUUUACACCCUCUGUGAUGCCGACACUUCCUGCGCCUGCCCCUCUUGUCUUCAAAGAAAAGUCUGUGAAAGGAUUCUUCAAACCACCACCGUUUAACCCGGCUAUUCUCCGACCACGCGCCCGCGCAAAUCCGUCAGUGCCGCCAUCCACUGCCGUUGAUAUCUCUACAUUACCUACACCUCUGGAAAAUGACCCUCCCCCACGUCCUACAGCAGCGCCCAUGAUUGUCACGGAUAGAUCUCGGCCGUUUACUGCAAAACAAAAGAAGGACGCUGAACGGGAGGCAAAGGAGAAGGAAUUUGCUGAGGGGCAGCGGCCGAAUAUGAUCGAUGGUGUGUGGCAUUGUUCCAACUGCGGUUGCCCAGAGGGCCUGGCAAUCGGACGGCGAAAAGGACCGCUUGGGGACAAAUCGCAAUGCGGUACCUGUGGUAAAUAUUGGCAUAGAUACCGCAAGCCUCGUCCUAUCGAGUACAACUCGAGCUAUGAAUUCCAUGCAAAUGGGCAGAAGAAGGAGGCCGAGGUUAUAAAACGGAAACGUGGGCGACCGCCAAACUCGACUCUGCCGGCCACGCCAGUAGAUACAUCGGAGCCGCAAACGCCCCGAGAAUCAAGGCAGUCUCGGGAAGCCUCGCCGGUGUCGACCACUUCGAGUGCAUCUGAGGUACCCCUUGCUCAGCGGCUAAAAACCAACUCCUCUCCCCUUGUUCAGCGGAAUGGGACUGAUCCUGCACCAACAUCGACACCGGCGGCACCAGUUACCCAGCCACCAGCUCCUCCGCCAAACCCCGCUCCAGACCCAGUCGUUCUCCCCCCAAAACCAACGCAGCCGCCGCAAUGGCUUAUGGACUGUAUGGGGGAGUUGCAAAAUGAGUGGAAGAAUGAUAGGUUUGAGGUAAUAUGCAAGGCCAACGCGACUGAGUGGGAAUGGCGGAUAAAGUGUUUGGACUGUCCUGGCAAGGUGUACAUCACUGGCCCUGGCGAGACGCUGAACAAUUAUGAGCUGCAUCUGAGGAAUCGGUUCCACCGCCAGAAAGCCACGGAGAGGAUGCGCAAUAACCCGAACCCUACCAAUGUCUGCUUCCACUCCUACACCACAUCUUGCAUGGCAGCCAAUAGCCCCACUUUUGUAACGGACCGCGCUCGGCUGAAGCACACUGAACUGAAGGCAAAAGAGAAGGCUGAAAACCAAGGGCAGCGACCGAAUAUGAUUGACGGUGUAUGGCACUGUUCCAACUGUGGUUGUCCGGAUAGUCUGGCAAUUGGACGACGGAAAGGACCUCUGGGGGACAAAUCGCAAUGCGGCUCUUGUGGCAAACAUUGGCACCAGUAUCGCAAGCCGCUUCUCGUCGAGUACAACACGAGCUAUGAAUUCCAUGCCAAUAGGCAGAAGGAGGCCGAGGUUAUAAAACGUGGGCGACCACCAAACUCGACUCUGCCGGCAACGCCAGUGGAUACAUCCGAGCCGCAAACGCCCCGAGAAUCAAGGCAGUCUCGGGAAGCCUCGCCGGUGUCGACCACUUCGAGUGCAUCUGAGGUACCACUUGCUCAGCGGCUAAAAACCAACUCAUCUCCCCUUGUUCAGCAGCAUGGGACUGAUCCUGCACCAACGACACCGGCGGCACCAGUGACCCAGCCAUCAGCUCCUCCGCCAAACCCAGACCCAGUCGUUCUCCCCCCAAAACCAACGCAGCCGCCGCAAUGGCUUAUGGACUGCAUGGGAGAGUUGCAAAAUGAGUGGAAGAAUGAUAGGUUUGAGGUGAUAUGCAAGGUCAACGAGACUGGGUGGGAAUGGCGGAUAAAGUGUUUGGACUGUCCCGGCAAGGUGUACAUCACUGGCCCUGGCGAGACGCUGAACAAUUAUGAGCUGCAUCUGAGGAAUCGGCUCCACCGCCAGAAAGCCACGGAGAGGAUGCGCAAUAACCCGAACCUUAGUGUGUCAUAG
Molecule: messenger RNA, 5316 nt
Organism: Mycena indigotica
Lineage: Eukaryota; Fungi; Basidiomycota; Agaricomycetes; Agaricales; Mycenaceae
Exons: 17
Coding region: 1-5316 (1771 amino acids)
Biological process (GO): chromatin remodeling; regulation of transcription by RNA polymerase II
Cellular component (GO): SWI/SNF complex; nucleus; nuclear chromosome
Molecular function (GO): transcription coregulator activity
Source: RefSeq, a predicted model, not a curated record